AUGAGAUUUUUGUUUAUUUCAAUUAUUGCGAUGUUGAAUCUUUAAAUGAAAAAUAAUUAAAUAAAACUUCUAAUAAUAAUGGUCUUAAUAUAGUAAAUGUUUUUAUUGACGACGAAAAAUAAUAAUUAGAUUAAUUAUAUAAAUCAGAUAAAAAAAUAUUCGGGAUUAAAAUUUGGGACUAAUGUAAUAAUAUAGUCGUAGUAAUAUAAAAAUCACUUAAUAAUAAAAUUUGGAUGUUUUGUUUAAUUUUGCUCAUGUCUUGUUCUAAAAAAAGUAUUUAGGUUAAAUUUAAUGUUUCAAAUGCUAGAAAAAUAACUAAGCUAUUAAUUUUUUUGGGAUUUUUUUCAAUGCUUUUUUGCACUAAUAACCCUUAAGAAAUUAUUCAUUUAUAGAAAAAUAAUUUUUUAAAAAUAACUAAUAAUAUAAGGCUUAAUUUUGAUAUUCUUUUUAAAUUUUUUUAUCCUAUUUUGA
This is a messenger RNA of Ichthyophthirius multifiliis, 471 nucleotides long. RefSeq lists its product as hypothetical. The transcript has a single exon. Lineage: Eukaryota; Ciliophora; Oligohymenophorea; Hymenostomatida. The record is from RefSeq and is a predicted model, not a curated record.